Messenger RNA from Labrus bergylta (ballan wrasse), 1095 nucleotides. NCBI's taxonomy places the organism in Eukaryota, Metazoa, Chordata, Actinopteri, Labriformes, Labridae. The record is from RefSeq and is a predicted model, not a curated record.
UAUCGAUUGACUGAAAACUAGUUCUUCUGUUUUUUUCAAAUAGUACCACAUGCCGCGAAACGUCGGGUUGGUUAAAGGAAACGUGUUUUCACUUUGUUUUGGGAUACUAAUGGAAUUGAAUGAUUAGCCAAACAACCGAGCGAUGAUUUGUGUCAUCUUGGUUCAUUUCGGUGGCCAGCAAGGUCCAUCGGGUGAUAUAGAAUAAUUUACUUUCAGUUUUCUCGAAAGGAAGUUAACGCAGAUUGGACUUUGUGGCUGGAUGUGCAGCGAGUAUGGAGGCCGAAGGUGAUGAAGAGGUUGCAGAUGGCCGAAAUAUUCAGCCAUCUAUCGCCAAUACUUGUCCCUCCGAGUCUAGAGAGGAGGGAUCCAAUGUUGUGGGUCAUGCGGCGGGUCCAGUGUCUCCAGAGAACAUGGAUACGGAUGAAGAUGGUUUGUACAAACACUCAACUACCCUGACCAACAAGCAGCGUGGGAAUGAGAUUACAGUACUGCCAGCAACAUUAGACGCUUUGUCGAUACAUCAGUUGGCGGCACAAGGCGAGGUCUCACAAGUGGCCACACACCUGAGUAAAGACAGUUCGCUGCUGAGCAAACAGGAUGAGCGGGGCUUUACGCCUUUAAUCUGGGCAGCUGCAUUCGGAGAGAAAGCAAUGGUGGAUUUUCUCUUGGAAAAGGGGGCAGACCCUAAAACAAUAGCCAGGGAGAGAGAGAGUGCCCUGACACUAGCCAGCUCUGGAGGUUAUGUGGACAUUGUGGAGACUCUCCUCAGACAUGGAGCAGACAUUGACACUUAUGACUGGAAUGGUGGUACUCCUCUUCUUUAUGCUGUUCGCGGGAACCACAUCAAAUGUGUUGAAACACUUUUAGCCAAAGGGGCAGACAUGACCAUCGAGUCUGACUCUGGGUACAGUCCAAUGGCCUUAGCUGUUGCCCUCGGACACAAAAAGAUCCAGAAAGUGUUGGAGGAUCAUAUUCUGAAACUCUACAAGCAACCAACAUGACACCACUGAUCUCAGAUCUACUUGGUGUGAAGACAGAGUCAUCUGUUGCAGUAACAAGUCAGUCUGAUAAAAGCAGCCCUCAUGCAGAGAUUUA